Tilletiopsis washingtonensis is the source of this 2569-nucleotide messenger RNA. RefSeq lists its product as hypothetical. The coding region runs from base 452 to 2110 and encodes 552 amino acids. The transcript has 8 exons. The record is from RefSeq and is a predicted model, not a curated record. Lineage: Eukaryota; Fungi; Basidiomycota; Exobasidiomycetes; Entylomatales.
CCCCCAUCACCCCCCUUCACCCCACGACACCGGCACAUACCCGAGCCUGCCGCGCCUCGUCGUCCGUUCUCCGACGCCGCACCCCUCUUCUCUGCCGCACCGCCUCUGCACGGCAGCGCCGCACCGCCGCGCGCGUCCUGCUAGAUCAUCCGGCCGCCUCUCGCUCGAGCAGAGUCGCCUCAGCAGCGCUGCCCCUCGGCGCCGAUCGUGGCUACCCGAGCGCUGCAUAGACGCCGUUGCGUGCCAAGCCUCUCAUUGAGCGCCUGCGCUGGUCAAUAUCCGCCUGCGUCGAUCACUGCACCUGCCGCCCGUGCGUGCCUGAUCGCCGUGCCGCACACGCGCUACUCCACCGCGCGAGCGCUCUGCUUGUUCUCGAGCGAUACAAGAGGCUCUGUCCUCUCGACCUAGACGCCGCAUCCGCACUCGCUCCUCGCCCAGCUUCGUUCUCACGAUGAGGCUGCACUCGCUCCUGGCGCUCGUGCCUGUGGCGGCCAGCACCGCCCAGGCGCUCAGCUUCACCACCAGCUGGCCGUCGCAGUGCCGUCCGCUCAACAUCACCUGGCCCGUCGAGAGCUCGCGCCAGUACCCGUUCACAGUUGCGGUGAUGGCCAACGGCUUUGCUGCUCAAACGUACAACAUCGACUCGAGCUACCAGAGCGGCGCCUCGGAACUGACAUUCCAGUGGGACGUGCCGCCACCAGCCGGCUCGUUCUCGAGCGGCUUCGUGGUGUCAGUGGCCGAUGCUCUUGGCGCGGGCAACACGUCCCAGCUGCUGGUGCCCGACACGCGCGAGUCGAGCAACACGGGCUGCGCGCCUUACGGCGUCACCACCGCCUUCAGCUGGGCGGCAGACAACACGGGCAGUGGCGCUCUCGGCGAGCGUGCCUCAUGCACGCCUGUCCGCUAUUACCCGGUUGGCAGCCUGCGCGGCACACGCCCGUUCACGAUCACGAUGGCGCCCUUCAAUGGCGUGCCAAUCUCGAUCACGGUGCCCGAUGCAUCGACGCAGAACAUCAGCUACUUCAUCCACAACCUCACCGUCCCCUUCACCGAGGGCACGUCCUUCAUCACGAUGCUCGGCGACGCCACGGGCAGCGGCAGCGGCGGCUCGAGCCCCGUGGCGACGGUGCGCUCCAACUCGACGAGCUGCAUCGGCCGCACGGUGGCCAACUCCAUCGAACGCGCCAUUCCUGUUGGCUCGCUCAGCGCCUCGUUCCGCAACGAGGCGGGCGCGCUCACGCAGGACCAGGCCAAUGCCAUGUUCGGCGGCAGCUCUUCCUCCUCUGCUGGCACGCCCGGCAGCACGUCGGGCAGCGGCAACAGUGGAGGCGGAGGCGGCGGAACGAACGGCGGUCUCGUCGGCGGUAUCAUCGGCGCCGUCAUUGCUGUGGCAGUCAUCGUGGCCGCGCUCGUCGCCUUCCUGAUCUACCGGCGACGGCAGCGUGCGAAGCGUGACGAGGCGCGCAAGGAGCAGCCGCAGUUCAUCGACCUCGAUGGCGAUGAGGACGGACCUGGCUCGUCUGCGGCGCUUGCUGCACGUCGCGGCCGCAACAGCGGCGGCGUCAGCCAGUCCUACGCACCCACGCCGUUCACGUAUGACCCUGCAGCGGCCGGAUCGUCUCCGGACCUUGCGGCUGCGUACCGCGACGAGCCGCUGCGCACGCCGAUGCGCCCCGGCAGCUUCUCGGGCCAGUCUGGCCGCGGUGCCUCCAUCUCGGGCGUAUCAGCUGCCGGCAUGCGCUACCCUCCCUCGCCGGGCACCGCGCUCUCCGAUGGCGGCCGCUCUGGCUGGCAGGGCACUAGCACCAUGCACGGCAGCGAGGCGGGCGCCGACUUCAUGAGCGCCACCAGCCACGGACCCGGCAGCGUCGCGGCAGGCAGCGCCUACCGCCUGUCGGCGCGCAACGCUGAGCCGGCUGGCGACGCUCCGCCGCUGCCGGUCAAGGGCGCGCUGCCUGGCGACGAUGCGGCUGUGGGCUCGUCGUCGCGCUACAUCCAGCACAGCGAUGCCGGACCGAUGACGCCUGCUCAGCCGGCCGAAGAUGCCGUCGAGGAGCUGCCGCCAUCGUACGGCGGAUGGGCCGGCAACACGCGUGCUCCAGCACCAUGAGGCUCACGAUCCAGCGCGUCACGGCCCCAGCAUUCUCGUUCCCGACUCCCAUACAUACAGCUCGCCGCACCUUCACUCUUUCUCGAUUCCGUCGACGCUCGUUCCGCUGCGUCGCCACGCCCUCUGCUAUCAAGGUCCCUCUGCGCUCAGGUCAUCUCUCCUCUUGCGCGCCGAGCCUAGCUAUAGCGCCCUCUGUCCACUUGCACUUUUCCUCGUCGUCUCCGGCGGCCCACCUGCUCGCCGGCGUCGCACCACACACAGGCAUGUUCUUCCUUUUGGCUGCCGUCAUGACAUAUCCAGAUCCAUCCGUCUCUCACAUCACGCUCGUCCGCCUGUACGCAGGCUUCCCUCCCUCUCUCGAGUCAAGUGCCUCUGCGCUGCGCUCCCUGCAUACAUCGACGCUUGACCAGCCCGCUGCACGCAAGAGUGAGGUUGAUAAAUAGAUGCGUUGCCAUCAGA